This is a messenger RNA of Formica exsecta, 2882 nucleotides long. Its product is annotated as mitochondrial import inner membrane translocase subunit TIM44. The coding region runs from base 149 to 1510 and encodes 453 amino acids. The transcript has 7 exons. Gene Ontology annotation, cellular component: mitochondrial inner membrane. Gene Ontology annotation, molecular function: protein-folding chaperone binding. The record is from RefSeq and is a predicted model, not a curated record. Gene Ontology annotation, biological process: protein import into mitochondrial matrix. Lineage: Eukaryota; Metazoa; Arthropoda; Insecta; Hymenoptera; Formicidae.
ACCUAACCUAUUUCCUAACCUUUGAGCUUCAAGACGCGACUAGUUCAUCAUAUUUAAUCAUAGAUGGCAACGUGAUUGAACGAUUUCGUCAGCAUUCGGCGCAUUCACGAGGACUUUUCGCAAGCGAUACAGAUAAAUCUUUCGUAAAAUGUUUCAGAAUAUUGCAUCUUGUAGAGCAAGUUUAAAAGGAGCUACAAGAUCGGUACAAUCAACGAGAAACUUGAGAAAUGGCUCGAGAGAACGUUUAUCGUUAUGUACGCUUCAAUCGACAUCGCUGGAAAUGCUCAAUGUUCAAAUGCAGCGGAUUCGACUAUAUUCGAAUCCGGCACGGCGGCCAAGUUUCUUGUCUCAGUUCAUCGAAAAUAUCAAACAGGAAAUGCAAAAGAACAAGGAAAUGAAGGAAUCUUUAAAGAAAUUUAGAGAGGAGGCUCAGAAAUUGGAACAAUCAGAAGCAUUGCGCACAGCGCGACAAAAAUUCCAUGCUGUUGAAUCUGAAGCUAACAAGGGUUCAGAAGCUAUUAAGGAAAGGCUAGAUACAUUUAAAGAGAAGGUGCAAGAAGUUAUCGAAGAGGCAAGUAAGACUGAAUUGGGCAAACGCGCUGGCCAGUUAGGCGAAGAGAUUACGAAAUCUGCCAAAGAUGCAGCAGAGACGAUUUCUGAAAAGAGCCAAGCACUUGGUAAAACGGGUGCAUUUCAAACGAUAUCGCACACCGCAGAAGCCGUACGAAAUGAACUUGACCAACAUGGAAUUCUAGGCAAAGUUUACGUUCCACCUAAAAAGCUACGAAAGAGGAAUGAAGUGUCGAUAGAACCUAGAGAAAUUAUGCCUGAUCAGAAAUCGACUGGUGUAGAGAUACAUAAAGAUUUUAUGUUUUCCAAUGCCUGGCAAAAAUUUAAGGAUACUAAUCCAUACGUAAAUAAGGUAAUGGACUGGAAGAUGAAAUACGACGAAUCAGAUAAUGCUGUAUUACGUGCUUCCAAAUUGCUUACGGAUAAAGUUUCGGACAUUAUAGGCGGAUUGUUUCAAAAAACCGAGCUAUCAGAGACCCUGACAGAGAUCUGUAACCUGGAUCCUAAUUUUAGUAAAACUCAGUUUUUGAAGGAUUGCGAGACUGAUUUCAUUCCGAAUAUUCUCGAAGCAAUGGUCAGGGGCGACCUCGAAAUUCUGAAGGAUUGGUGUCACGAAGGGCCUUAUAAUAUAAUUGCACAGCCACAUAAGGAAGUGAAGAAACUAGGACAUUAUUCAGAUAGUAAAAUUUUAGAUAUCGACAAUGUGGAUCUAAUGAUGGGCAAGAUGAUGGAACAGGGACCAGUUUUAAUCAUUAGUUUCCAAUCUCAACAAAUCAUGUGCGUGAGAAACUCGAAAAACGAGGUGAUUGAGGGAGAUCCACAGAAAGUGAUGCGCGUCAAUUAUAUCUGGGUAAUGUGUCGUGAUCGAACGGAACUCAAUUCCAAGGCCGCGUGGCGUUUGCUUGACCUUAGUGCCACCAGUUCGGAACAGUUAGUAUAGUGCACGCGAGCAUGUGAAUUAUUCGAAAAAUUUACCCCGACCAAAUGGAAUCGUCGUAUAAUGUAUAUCGUUCUUGUACAUUGUUGCUAUCAUUCGCAUUGAAAUGAGUGAUUAAACGCGGUAGGAAUUCCUUAGCGAUCGCAUUAAGCGAUCUCACCGAUCUAGCCAAUCUAUAUAGAGCGCAACGUAUUUCUUAUAAAUCAGAAUGUUUAUUUAUGUGUACAAGAUUCUAGAAAUGCGACGUGUGUAAAUUUUAAUUUUGCAUAAUGUAAGUACGUACGCAUUUUGUUGAGUUAUUGCUUUCAAAAUGAUAUAUUUGUAAAUGCACCGCGAAAUGACACGCAUCGUUCAAUACGAUCCGCGAUUGUGCUAAUUUUUUAUUAUUUAAAAGUAGUCCAUUUUUAAGAUAAUGACUAUUUAUCGUAUGCGUAACAGAACAAGUGUUUAGCGAUAAUUAUUCGAUUGCGUUUUUACUGAUUAGCAUUACAUAUUUAACAUAUAGAAAUUUUCGCGCCCGCUUCUCUGUUUGUACAUAACCUUCAUUAUAUAAUGUUAAACAAUACAAUAUAAAAAAUUUAUAUAUUGCAGAUUCAUAAAUAUUAACUUUCAAAUUAUAUUCAGAAGCGGAUCUUGUUUGCAACUUGCUCUAUAGUCAUAUGUAAUAGAUAUUUAAAUCAAAGCUUGUCAAUCAUAUAGUUGGCAAUGAUAAACCAUGCCUUGAUCCUUUCUUGAUAAAGAUGAGUUAUAUAUUUUAUUGCUAGAGAAAAUUACUAAAACUUAUCUUUUUAAUGCUUAAAUCAAUAAUGCAAAAGAACAAUUGCAGAUAUGAGCCUCUCGGAAAUCAUAUUGACCAACACCAUAUUUUGUAAACUUCUUAAUUUUAAUACCCGAGUACUAAUCAUGUAUUCUUGUAUAUUAAAAUGAGGAAUUUUACAAAAAAUGGAAUUGAUCAAUUUGGCAUCAGAAAAACUUAUAUAUUAGCUAAAGAUUUUGAGAGAUGAAAUCAUUUCUCUUUUCCAUUUUAUUUUAAAUAUGAUAUAAAUCUGUAGUACACGAAUGGAUGCAAUGGAAUAUAUAGAUAUAUCAGGUAUGAAAAUAUAUUCAGAUACUAAACAUUUGUUAAUAAAGCUUUUUGUAUAUGUGUAUGUGUGUGUGUGUGUAUAUGUGUAUAUAUAUAUAUAUAUAUAUAUAUACACACACAUUCAUACAUAUAUACAUUAUAUGUAUAUAUGUACAAGCUGAUAUUUAAGAUUGUAAUGUACAGUGAGAAAUUGUUAAAAGAACUGUUGAUCAUUUUUUAAAAGCUAUAUACAAGUUUACAGAGCUCAGAUCGAUUGGAAUUGAAAUGGAAUAAAAUGAUACCCAGUGUGAA